AUGUCUCUGCCUGUGGUGCUGCCGGGCUCCUGCUGCCCCAUGGCCAGGCUCUCGGCGGUUCCCGAGGCGGUCAGACCUUGCUCAGCAGCAGCAGCUGCCGCCGCCGCCCAAAACCCGUCGCAGCCUCUGCCUCUUCCUCUCCGGCCCCGCUGGUCCCGCUCCGGUUUGCAGCAGCCCCGGCCUCGCCCAGCCGCUCUUUCCCCUGCGGCUUCCCGUCCGGCCGGGGCCUCGUCCACUGGGGGUCCGGGGCUGCUGCCGGCCAGACCUCUGCUGUCCCUGGGGCUGCUGCAGCUGAUUUUGGGUAGCUGCAUGGUGGCCCUGAGCUUUGGGGCGCUGUCUCUCAGCAGCUCCCCGCAGGUGAAGAACUCCUGCCCUUUUUGGGCUGGCUCCUCGGUUAUUUUAUCAGGAAUUAUAGGAUUAACAAUAUGGAAGAGACCAAUGAUACUUUUGGUUAACUUGUUUGUUUUGCUUUCUGUUAUCUGUGUUCUCUUGAAUCUGGCGGGAUUUAUUCUUGGAUGCCAAGGUGCUCAAUUUGUGUCCAGUGUACCUAGAUGUGAUCUGGUUGACGUGGGUGAAAACAAGUUUUGUUUCUGUUGUGAAGAAUUUCUGCCAGCAAAAUGCACAGAGAAAGAAAAUGCAUUGAAGCUGUAUCCAGUCCAGUCAUGUAGCGCAGUUCACCUUCUACUCAAGAAAGUUCUCUUUGCGCUCUGUGCUUUGAAUGCUCUGACCACCACAGUAUGUUUGGUAGCUGCUGCCUUACGUUACCUGCAAAUAUUUGCCACAAGAAGAUCCUGCACAGAAGAAUCCCAUGUUCAUGUAGAGGAUGCUGAAGAACCAGGUCACAUUUCUGAUCCGGAAGAUUUUGUGCCACCUGUCCCCCCUCCAUCAUACUUUGCGACGUUUUAUUCUUGCACACCUAGGAUGAAUCGCAGGGUUCUGGGUUCUGAUGUCAUUCCGUUACCUCAUAUUUAUGGAGCCAGAAUUAAAGGAGUUGAGGUUUUCUGCCCACUUGAUCCCCCACCUCCUUACGAAGCUGUGGUGAGCCAGAUGAGUCAUGAGCAGGAAGGUGCAUUUCAGAUUGCAGAUAUCGCAGAAACUGUUAAUGGCCCUCCAGGACAAAAUGAAUCUCAAGAUGGAGAUCCUCUCAGUUCUCUGACUAGAGAGGCCACCUUGAAUCCAGAUCCUAGUUUGGCACCUGCAGGAAGCUGCAGGAAAGUCCUAAAACCUCUCAGGAAACGAUCAAAAAGUGAUCCCGUGGUGCAUGGCUUUCCAUCCAGAGCUCCAGUGCUAAGUUGUGAAGCUGCCACUCAAACAGAAUUAAAACCACAACUGGCUACUGUCAUUUUGCGAAAGAGUUUGAGAGCAAAGGCUUUGCGCUCGAGGCCUCGGUCUUUGAUAGACUAUAAAUCAUACAUUGAUACGAAGCUGCUUGUGGCAAAGUUCCUGGAGCACUCCUCGAGCAGCAUGACCCCUGACAUACACGAACUAGUGGAAGACAUAAAAUCUGUCUUGAAAUCAGAUGAAGAGCACAUGGAGGAAGCCAUCACCAGUGCCAGCUUCCUUGAGCAGGUGAUGACCCCUGCUCACCCAUCCACAUCAAGAGCCCAUACACUGCCUUUCAGACGGCACCCAGGACUCCUGCAUUUGGAUAGCUGUGGGGAUGUGAGUACUUUCACUACUGCAGAAACCCGACUGCUAGACAGGAGAACUCAGAGGACAGAGAAUGAACGACCUCAUAGUCUCAUUGGAGUUGUCCGGGAAACAGUGCUCUGAGCUCAUAUCUGUGAGACUCCUCCUCAGAUGCAAUGGAUUGGAUCCGAUUUAAGUGUGUGCAACUGGGCUAGUAGAAGCAGACUUCCCCACCCCUUCUUCUCCAUGGCAGCCCUCCAGUCCCCUGAACAUACUACACAGAGGGUUGGGGAAUCCUGCAGAAAAUUGGGUGGAGGCAUCUUCCGUGAGCAGAGACCUUCUAUCCAUGGAAGACAAAUCUUGGAUCCAACCCAGUGAACAGACUAGGAAACCAUUCAGUGACAAUGCAAGUUGAUGGGGAAAUCACUACUGCUGUUUUAGGAAACAAUACUUAAGGACACUCCUGGAGGAAGAUAUAUAAAAACCUCAGUAUGUUCCGAUUCAAAUCUGUCUUUAAAACAAGGAUAUUCAGGUGCAGUUAGCAUAUUUGAGAAGCACUUUUCUCUUUUUUGGAUGUGGGGAAGAAACAAGACUAUGUACAUUGAUGUUUAUAGAAACAAUUUAUUCUUUCUACUUAAACUUAUUGGAAGCACUUACUAUAGGUCUCUGGUUUCACGUUUGAUGAAUAGUUACAAUUGAGUGGUUUUUGUUUUGUUUGUCUUAAAGAGAGUAAAGGACAGAAUUAGCCACC
Messenger RNA from Elgaria multicarinata webbii, 2380 nucleotides. RefSeq names its product endosomal transmembrane epsin interactor 1 (gene ENTREP1). Lineage: Eukaryota; Metazoa; Chordata; Lepidosauria; Squamata; Anguidae. Gene Ontology annotation, cellular component: membrane. Bases 1 to 1773 code for a protein of 590 amino acids. The record is from RefSeq and is a predicted model, not a curated record. The transcript has 11 exons.